AUGUCAGUUGUGUUUGCCAAUAAGAAAGUCAAGAGAGAAAUCCCACCACCACCAUGGUCUGAUCUUCACAUUGACAUAAUAGUUUGCAUCAUGGGAUGCCUUUGUUAUGUGGAUCAGAUUCAUUUUCGUGCCGUUUGCAAGAAUUGGAGACUAGUUUCUGGUGUGAAGCCUAAUGAUAAACUCCCUUUGGUUCUGACAUUGAAUUUAAACUGCAAGCAUGAUUAUUAUCCCAUUACCCUCUAUGAUCCAUCCAGCAGCAUUACAUACGAGCUUGGUCAUGAACUUGAACCUUCAAGACUACCGGGGUUUGGCAAACUACAAGUCUGUGGUGCAGGAAAGGAUGGUUGGUUGCUUGUAGCUGAGCUUUCUCCAAACAUUGUCACUGAUUCAUCCACUAUAUACCUCUACAAUCCUUUCAACGAUAUGGGGACUAUCUAUUUACCCCUUUUGACUGGCACUAGGAUUAAAGCCACAUUUGGUGGUACCUCUGAUCUGACUUCCAACGAUUGUUUGUUUUUCAUGGUGCACGAUGUUGGAGAGGACCAAAGGGGGAUAAGGAUUAGCACUUGCCGCCAUGGUGAGAGCAGGUGGACUAGCCAUUUUAAAGAUGAGCGUUGUAAGGAGAUAGUAAUUGGUGUGUUCCAUGUCAAGGGAAUCUUCUACUGUGUCUUCAAAAGUGGAAUUCUAGGUUCCUUCAACCCUGAUACCAAAGUUUGGAGCCUGCUGGUUACUGCUGAAAACAUGGAUUUAGUGGAGUUUCGAAAUCUAGCAGCUUUUGAAGCUAGUGUUGUUGAGUCUGAUGGAGAGGUGUUGCUAGUGUACUCAAAGCGGGACUAUAAGCCUUGGCACAUCUUCAGGCUAGAUUGGUUGCAAAUGAAAUGGGUGAAGGAAGUUAGCUUGGGCAAAAGAGUGUUAUUUCUCGGUGACAUCUCGUUUUUGUAUUCUGCAGAUUGUGAAAUAAAGGAUCUAGCUGAUCGUAUCUAUUAUCAGGGUUUUAGGAAAUCUUACUUCUAUCCCAUCAAGUCCGGUAUUGGUAGGCUCCGCAGCAAUGCAUUGUUACGCAACUCUUGCAUACAUUAUGAGUCACGCAGCGAUCAUAUGCUCAGAGUUUGGAUCAAACCACCAACGCUAUAA
Molecule: messenger RNA, 1134 nt
Organism: Fragaria vesca subsp. vesca
Lineage: Eukaryota; Viridiplantae; Streptophyta; Magnoliopsida; Rosales; Rosaceae
Product: F-box/kelch-repeat protein At1g57790-like
Exons: 1
Coding region: 1-1134 (377 amino acids)
Molecular function (GO): protein binding
Source: RefSeq, a predicted model, not a curated record